Messenger RNA from Epinephelus fuscoguttatus (brown-marbled grouper), 13482 nucleotides. RefSeq names its product trinucleotide repeat containing adaptor 6C2 (gene tnrc6c2). The record is from RefSeq and is a predicted model, not a curated record. Gene Ontology annotation, biological process: positive regulation of nuclear-transcribed mRNA poly(A) tail shortening; miRNA-mediated post-transcriptional gene silencing. The coding region runs from base 834 to 6536 and encodes 1900 amino acids. Gene Ontology annotation, molecular function: RNA binding; protein binding. Gene Ontology annotation, cellular component: nucleoplasm; P-body. The transcript is spliced from 22 exons. NCBI's taxonomy places the organism in Eukaryota, Metazoa, Chordata, Actinopteri, Perciformes, Serranidae.
ACUGCAGUGUUGUUAGUUUGAACAAAAUGGCUGCGAGACCACUGUCAACGAGAGCUCACUGAACGCCUACCAUGACUGUCCGCUCCGCUGUCUGGAUCCACACAGAAUGUAUUUCCCCGGAGUCGUUUCUCACUUUGCAUUCGCGGUAGCCAGCCCGUCGCUAGUCGUCCAGCUGGCGACCUAAACUAAAUAACAAACAAAAAAAACAUUUCUUUUGCACUUUAAAACAAGUUGGCUGGCUGGCUGGCUGACGGCCGUCGGCUUGCUCUUAUACGGCGAGAACUCAACGGCGAUUUUUUAACGAAAACUGCCUAAUUCGCAACGGUCGACGACGUACUACGCCAACCAGCUAGCGUUAGCUUGCAUUAUUUAGCUGCUUUUCAAAGUCAUUUUAUCUGUGUUGGUUUUUUUUGUUUUUGUUGUUAGUGGUGCUUCGUCCCCCUCCCCGCCCCCAUUAUAUCGUGACGUUUUUCUAACAAACUGUUUUUCGGCUAGUGUAAUUUCACGGCAUAUUUUGUUUUUUUUGGUUUUUUUGCUCAAAGCAUAAAUUACCGUACUUGCUGUGUGUAUAUCUUUGGCUGAGUAGCCGUUGUUUACCUCGGUAUCUUGUCACCAAGCUGCUUCAGCAGCAGUCGGCUUAUCUGCCAAGUCUGACUUUAAUUGCGACUGAAUCUCUGCUCCAUCUCUUUUUACGGGUAACUUUAGAAAAGACAUCGGAGAAUGCUUUUCUUCAUGUGUUUUUCUGCCAUGCACCGACUCUUCACUGAAAGCUGCCAAAGCUGUGGUUAACGCAAGCUGAGAGAAGCUCGCAACAGGAGAAAGAGAACCAUUUGAUGGAAGAAAAGAAAAAGAAAAAACAAGACGAAAAGACCAAGACGGACGUUGCUCAGAAAAAGGCUGCUGAUCAGAAACCCAAAGUGCCAGAGCCUGCUCCCACUAAGCCCAGUCCCGGCCCACCCCACCACCUCCACCCCGCCAGCCCUACGCUGCCCCUCUCCUCCUCCUCUUCUUCUGGCAAUGGCAAGCGCGCCUCCUCCAGUAGCCAACUCCCGACUCAGACUCCCCCUCAGCAGCAGUGCCAGUUGUCCUCUGCCAGUGCUCGCUACCCGCCCAGAGAGGUGCCCCCACGCUUCCGCCAGCAGGAGCACAAGCAGCUACUGAAGAGAGGCCAGCCACUGCCUGCAGGAGCCCUCAGCGCUCUCACCCUCUCCUCCUCCUCUUCCUCCUCCUCUUCGCCCUCAUCAUCUUACUCUUCUUGUUCUACGACUACCAGCAGCACUUCCCCAAACUCUGCCACGUCCACUGCGAGCAAACGUCACCCAGACAUAUCUCUCCAGAGUGGCUCCAUUGCCCAGUAUGAGACCUCUCAUUGGGGAGCCUCUUUGCCAGUUGACAGCUCCUCCAGUGCCAGCAGCUGGGACAAAGUGAUUAUUGACGGAAGUGACACAGAAGCUUGGCCCUCCAUCAGCCGCAGCAGUGACCCCAGCCACCCUGCAGCACCAGAAUGCCCCUUGGGCUCAGCUAGCUCUAACGCAGACACCAGUGCUGUCACUACCACCAGUAGUAGUAGUUUUCUGAGUAUGGCCACAGGUGCCGCAGGCCAGCAGGCCCACUACCCCUCUCUCAAAGCUAACAAUAACAUGAUGACGGGACCUGGGUCAGCCAGCACAUGCGGUAAUAGAGGCUGGGGCUCCGAUGGGAAACAGGAUGGUAUGAAUGGCGGCCGAGUAGGGGCACCCAAUAACUGGGGCUCUCCCAAUUUUAACUUGAACCUCAAUCCCAAUGCCAACCCAUCAGCCUGGCCUGUUCUGGGCCAUGAGGGUGGUGGAGGUUGUGGUAUUGGCGCCAAUGGCGUGUCAAACUCCCCAUCCCUCCCACCAGGUAUUAAUGGCAAUGGAAACAUGGGAAAUGGGAGCCUUGGAGGAGCAGAUAAUGGUGGGGGAGGUUGGGUUGGCAUGAUAAGUGCUAACGAAAAUGAUCAACAGCACUCUUCAGCCACCACAAGCUUGUCUUUUAAAAUGGAACCUUCUAACCUUAACACUGACGGACCAAACCACACUAAGCAGCAGCAGCAAGCUCAGGAGCCUAUGAGUCCUAUCCAUGGGAUAACUGGCUGGGGAGGCCAGUCACCCACUGAAUCAUCCCAGCUCAAUGGGGACACAACAGGCAGCUCUGUAUGGGGUAGUGGAGAAACCAAGGCAGCUGACUCUCCCAAGGACUCAGGCUGGGACUCAACUCCCUCUGGAAACCUUUCUGCCUGGGGCCGCCAAGGCAGUGGUGGAGGAAGUAGUGGAAGUGGUGGCUGGGGGGACUGGGGAAAAUCCUCUGGUGGUGGAGAAACAUCUAAAGGUUGGGACUCUGUAGAUGCUGGUAGUACUGGAUCAGGCCAAGAGCAGCAACUUGGCUCAUGGGGACAGCAGCCUAGAACAGCCCCAGCAAGUGAGGGUAGUGGGGAUAGCAGUGAAAGUCAAUCUGGCCACAGAGACAGGUCCUCCAGCACGGAUUUUACCCCCAUGUUACCCCGGCAGGACCUGGACCCUAGGGUGCUGAGUAACACUGGCUGGGGACAAACCCCCAUCCGGCAGCACACUGUAUGGGAGAUGGAAGAAGCAAACUCUGAUGAUGGGAAGAGCAAAAGCAGCUCAGACACCAUGGGAGGCUCCAGCUCUAAUGGUGGACCCUCAUCCAUCAAUGGAGGUACCAUCAACCCGAAAAUUGGCCCCAGUCAGAGGCCUGGGUCUGGAGAAAAAAGUGACAGUGAAGGAUCAUCAUCCUCUGGCUGGGGAGCCCCUCCACCUCAGCCUAUCCAGACUGGAUCAGGAUGGGGAGACCCCCCACAGUCACACAGCAAAGCGCCAAAUGGCACUACCAGUGGCUGGGGUGACCCUUUACCUACCAGUGGUCCUAGAAAUGGAGGCACACCAUCCUGGGGCUCUGAGGACAAGUCAACCAGUUGGGACGAUGGCCUGACGAAAAGUCAGCCUACUAGCUGGGGAGAGGGUCCCAAAAGCUCCCAUGGAUGGGGCAACAGUAAUGGGGGCUCUAAUGGUUCCAGCACAGGGGAUUGGGGAGAGGCGGAGGUCAAGAACAAUGGAUCCUCCAGCAGCAUGUGGGAAGGAGAAGGAGGGAAUGGAGAAGGUGGUGGAUGGAAGGACAGCCCAAGGGGAGGAAAUAGAGGAGGAGGCUGGGGUAAACCCGCUCCUACUGUGAGUAACAGCAGCUGGGGGGAGACCUCACGUGCCAAUGGCCCAGUGCAGGGAGGCUGGGGCUCUUCCAAGCCUCAGGAAAGCAGCAACAGCAGCACUGGCAGCGGAGGAGGUGGCGGCAUGGGUUCAUGGGGUGGUCCCGGUACUGUUAAGCAGAACACAUCUAGCUGGGGCAAUGGCAGCAAACAGGACCAGGGCAUGGAGCCCACUGGCUGGGAAGAGCCCUCCCCUCCCUCCAUCCGCAGGAAGAUGGAGAUUGACGACGGAACGUCCACCUGGGGCGAUCCUGGCACCUACAACAAGACUGUCAACAUGUGGGAUCGCAACAAUCCCAAUAAUAACCCAGGCAACAGCGGCCCACCUCCCACUAAGAAUGGUGGAGUGAUUAUCCCCAACAAUAACAACAACAAUCACUCUGUCGGCCCUGGCAACAACAAUCACCAUCACACUCACCACAUGCACCACCAUCCCCAUCCCCAUCCCCAUCAUGGCCAGCCCCCAACUCACCUGCAACACCAUGGUAACAACAAUGGGUCACCCAGCAAUGGCACCCCACAUCCAGGCGCGGGCCCCCAGGGUAGACCCCCCCUCGCCAACCCAGGUUGGGGAGAGCUUCCCAAUGUUCAACCCAAGUCGGAGCCUGCUUGGGGAGAGCCAGCAGUUCCAACAUCAGUGGACAAUGGUACCUCUGCCUGGGGCAAGCCCCCAGGUGGAGUUGGAGGAUGGGGAGACGGUGGCCACGAGCCCUCUGGACCCUAUGGCAGGGCCAACGGACCCACAGGUUCUGCACCCUGCAAGCCAGGCCCCAAACCUAUGCAAGAUGGCUGGGGAAAUGGAGGAGAGGAGAUGGGCAUGUCUACCGGCCAGUGGGACGCUGAGGAUGGGGACAUGUGGAACAGCCCCACCUCCCAGGAGAGCAGCUCCUCCUGCAACUCCUGGGGCAAUGGACCCAAGAAGGGCCCGAGCAAGGGGAAGAUGGGCAAGCCAGAUGAGGCUUGGAUCAUGAACCGUCUCAUCAAACAGCUCACUGACAUGGGCUUUCCGAGAGAUCCUGCUGAGGAGGCUUUGAAGAGCAACAACAUGAACCUUGACCAGGCCAUGAGCGCUCUGUUGGAGAAGAAGACAGACCUGGACAAGCGGGGCAUGGGCAUGUCUGAUUAUAACAACGGCAUGAACAAGCCCAUGGUGUGUCGGCCCUCUGCACUCUCCAAAGACCCCUCCGACCGCACCUCCUUUCUUGACAAGGAUGGUGUUCUGUCAGAUGAUGCCCCCCCAUCACCGUUUCUGCCUUCCCCCAGCCUGAAGCUCCCCCUGGCCAACAGUAGCCUUCCUGGGCAGGGUCUGGGACAGGGCAACCCGGGGCUGGCCAUGCAAAACUUGAACAAUAGACAGAUACCCAGUGGAAUGUUUGGCAGUAGUGGAGCAGCACAAACCCGGGCCAUGCAGCAGCAGCCUCCUCAGCCACCAGUGCCACCUCUCAGCUCCUCCCAGCCUAGUCUACGUGCUCAAGUGCCUCAGUUUCUCUCCCCUCAGGUCCAAGCACAGCUCUUGCAGUUUGCAGCAAAAAACAUUGGUCUGAACCCUGCACUUUUAACCUCACCAAUAAACCCUCAACAAAUGACCCUCUUGUACCAACUUCAGCAACUGCAAAUGGCGUACCAGCGUUUACAAAUCCAGCAGCAGAUGAUGCAGGCGCAACGCAAUGUUUCCGGCCCCAUUAGACAACAAGAGCAGCAAGUUGCACGUACAAUCACCAACAUGCAGCAGCAGAUCCAGCAGCACCAGCGUCAGCUGUACCAAGCGCUGCUGAUGAAGCAGCAGCAACUUCCCUCUCAUUCCUCCUCUUCUUCCUCCUCCUCCGCUGGUCUGCAUCCCCCCGGUGGCCCCGCCGGAGGCCAUGGUUCCGGCAAAUCAACCCUGGACCCCUUCACAGGCCCACACCAGGCUCCGGGCCUCGCCGACACACUGCACACCAAAGAGCCGCCGUCUUCGCCCAACGCCUACAGCACCUACCCUCUCUCUGGACUGAAUCCAAACAUGAAUGUAAACUGCAUGGAGGUUGGGGGUUUGUCCGUGAAGGAGCCCCUUCAGCCCCAAUCCCGCCUGUCCCAGUGGACACACUCCAACUCCAUGGACAGCCUCUCUGGCAACUCCUCAAACAUGGAGAACAACCUCAAUAAGCACGGUACGUGCAAGAGAAACACAGGUGCCAUAUCUGCUGCCUCUACCCUGGGCCCCCCUGGGAAGCCCCCCCAGAUGGAGGACUCAUACAGCCCUUACAAUCUAAUGUCCAGCUCUGAGUCCCCCACCAGCCCCCUGGUGCCCCCAGACAGCUGGGGUCAGGGCAAGAGCCCUAAUGAAAAGAUCUCCAAUGGGACCAACAUUAACUGGCCCCCAGAGUUCUGCCCAGGUGUGCCAUGGAAGGGCCUUCAGAACAUCGACCCUGAGAAUGACCCCAACAUGACCCCUGGCAGCGUCCCCAGCGGUCCCACCAUCAAUACCAACAUCCACGACGUCAAUCGAUACCUGCUACGGGACAGGAAUGGAGGGAAACUGUCUGACAUGAAGUCCACCUGGUCCCCAGGGCCCAUCUCCCAGAGCCAAGCCUCUCUGUCCCAUGAGCUGUGGAAAGUCCCUCAGGGGCCACGCAGUAAUGCAGCCCCCUCCCGGCCCCCACCAGGCCUCACCAACAACAAGCCCUCUUCUACCUGGGGCGGCAACUCACUGGGCCUGGCCCAAGGCUGGAGCGGCUCCUACUCCUCUGAGGGAACCACCUGGAGUACUGACAGCUCCAACAGGACCAGCAGCUGGCUCGUGCUGAGGAAUCUCACCCCACAAAUUGAUGGUUCGACUCUGCGGACCCUGUGCAUGCAGCACGGCCCCCUGAUCACAUUCCACCUCAACCUGACGCAGGGGAAUGCUGUGGUGCGCUACAGCUCCAAGGACGAGGCCGCAAAGGCCCAGAAGUCUCUGCACAUGUGUGUGCUUGGAAACACCACCAUCCUGGCGGAGUUUGCCGGCGAGGAGGAGGUGAACCGCUUCUUUGCACAAGGCCAGUCGCUGGGGGCUAACACCACUAGCUGGCAGGCCAACCCGGGAACCAAUCAAAACCGGAUGGGCGGGGCAGCACAGUCCCACUCUAUGGGCCAGUGGAGCAGCAGCGGCGGCGGUGGAGGCAAGGCCAGCGGAGGCGACCUGCUGUGGGGUGGUGUGCCCCAGUACUCCAGCCUGUGGGGACCGCCGAGCGGAGAGGAUGCCCGCGUGAUUGGGAGCCCCACUCCCAUUAACACCCUGCUGCCUGGAGAUCUGCUGAGUGGGGAGUCCAUGUAGGAUGAUGCCACGACACACUAACCGACCAACCCACCACCACCAUGUCAUGUAAGCCAUCGGUGGAGGGUGGGGUGGGAAAAAAAAAUACAAAACAAACAAAAAAAAAAUUCAAUAUGAACAGGAGCAAAACCCAAGCAAAUCAUGUGGCGAUAAUCAGUAUCAAUUUGAACUGUUUGAACUGUGAAUUGUGAAUCAGAAGGCCGGGGUCCCAACCACACAGACUGCAGACUCCAGUCCUUCUGUUUUACUUUUGUCCUUUUUCGUUUGGUUUACCUUUUUGGGGGGAAAGAAAAGCAAGUUUUUUUUCCCCCCCUUUCGGUAUUUUUUGAAAUGCAUCGUAUAAACAAACUGAAACAAGACACAACACAAAGAACCUUUUAAGUGUUUUUUUUUUUUUUUUAAGUUUUUCCAUGAGUAUACAUGACAUUCUGUGUGAAGUGUUUAUAGGAGAAGCAAUCAAAGCUGCCAUCUAAGACUUUCCUUUUCCCUCCAAAAGAAAAAAAAAUCAUCCCAAAAUAAGACUUAAAACGACCAUUCCCAGCAUGUCCAUGGCCAAUGAUGUGGUUCAAAGAUCUUUACUAGUUAUGUUCAUGUUUGUUUCUCAGCACUAAUAUUAGCCUUAAGUGCUCUCUGGCCCAGGUCCUUCCCAAGCCGCCUUUUUUUAGUUUGUUUUGUAACUGAAGAAAUAGCUGAAAUCUUGCACAGUUUCACCUCUGAGCCAGCAAGUGGUACAGGACAUGACUGGUGACCAACUCUGUCACUGGGCAGUAAGAAGGCCUGGCCACAUGACUGGCCCUACCAAUCAUCAGCUUGAUUAUUUUUGAUUCAAAGGGAUUGACACAGCUGUUAAAUGUUCCUCUUUUUUUGACCCAAGCGCAUUUUUUAAAAAAUAUCUAUCACAACAUAUAAGCUGAGAGAAGAUUAUUUGUCAACCUCGCUGCGUGUCUCCAUUUACGUACAUGUCUACGUAUGUCCGGCGGCACCUAAUCAUUGACGUCUGCAAGCCCAGAUCCUUCUGGUCACCUUCAACCCAGUCGCUUACUGGUGUUUUGUCGUAUUUUCUAUUGUCUGAUUUGUUAUGAAGCCCAGCGGUCUGUAUGGUCAGCCAGUUUUCGGAGGAAAAAAAGAACACAAUUUCACCUUCAUGUGACAGUUACAUUGUGCAAUAUACACCAUAGACCUUUCUUCCGUCCAUACUCUGUGUCCACCGGAGCUGGUUUCUCUUUUUUGUUUUUUGUUUUCAUUGUUGCUGAUUGCAGCAAAAGACUUUGGAACUUCACAAACCUUACCCCCCUUUUCAAAACUUGGAUUCCCUCCAGGCCGCCAAUCCCCCUGAAAACUGUUGGGAAAACUCUGCAAAGAGGAAGAAGCAGCUGUUGAACUGUGCAUGCAGCAAACUGUACUAAAGAGUGACACUGAGUACACAAUAAUGCACACUUCCUCUCUGCGUGCCACAGCCACACCCAACAGAGACUGAAUCCACAGCGGGAUUGGAUGGUUCUGGGUAUCUGGCACAAUACCAAAUAAGAGGGGUUUCUCCUAAUGCAGUAGACCUACGAGUGUUCCUUGCGUUUGGUACUGUACAAACAGAAGAGACUAAGACUUUUAUAAAUUCAAAGGGUUUUAUCAUAGCACUUAUGAAGAGCAAAUCGCUUCAACUGCAAUCCAAUAAAUCAAAAAAAGAGCAGCAUAAACAUAGAAAACAACAACAAAAAAAUCCUGCUCUUUUAUGUACUAUAUCUAUUCCUUGGAAAUGUGUCUGGCGUUGUUCCUCUGGUAGCAGGAUGAAGGGAAACAAAACUGAAAUGUACCAUUGGACUUUGGGGGGGAAAAACUGCAGUCUGAUUUUUUUCCUUCUUUGAAAAAUAUCAAAGUGAAUAUCACUGUUACUCCAAAUGUUUAGCCUUGUUCUGUUUGGAGGCACUAGACUUGCAACGUCAGCUAUCUCUGACGCCCACCGGCCGGUCAGUCGGCAGGCGAGUCGGAGCGGGGUGGGUGAGGGGGAGUGUCCACUGAGUGCCUCUCUGCUGUGGUCCUCUGGGUGUCAAGCGGCAGCCCCACAGCGCAGCACUUCCUCCCGGGCUCCACUUGACCCUCCCUCAGUCUGGCAACGGAAAGCGGCUCCUCCAAGACCGGCCAAUCACGGCUCUCCGCCGCACACGGCAUCUCCAAUGGGGGGGCCCGCCACCACUCGACCCUGCUGUCGUCCCGCUCUCUCCCCCCAUCUCUCAGUUCUUUGACACAAAGAUCACUUUAGCUGGAAGAUGUAAUAGUCAUAUUUCUGGAAUUUUUGCCAGUGUACUUUUUAAUUUUUUUUUCUUGGAAAAGAUCAUUUUGACUUUUUUUUUUUUUUUUUUUUUUCAAUGUGUUAUAUUGUUAUUUUUGUCUACAUGCAGUGGUCUACAAAAAUACUGGCUGCUGAACUAGCCCUUCACUGUUCAUAUGCAGAAACACUUUGGUCAGAGGUGCCUCUGUAUGUUCAUCCUGUGUAUUGAAUGCAAAACGAGGAUCAAUACUACAGAGCGUUAUUGAUUGUCUAUUUGUUUUUAACUGAUCAUGCUUUUGUGUUCGACAGUAUUCUGUAGUACUUCCAGGUAGUAUCUUGAGAUGUGUAAAACUAGGGUGUCUCAGACAGGGGGGUGCAGGUGUUUGUCGCUCCAGCUGCUCCGCCUGCCCGCAGGCUGUCCCCCCUUGCCCUUUGCCUAGCUGCUACGCUAUGACCUCCUCUCCUCCCUCACCUCAACCAGACCCAGUAGCCCUCCCCUGACCAGGCACCAACAGGCCCUCCUAUCUGUUUCUAUGCAAAAGACUAGAGGCUGGGGCCCUUUACAGCACGCCAAACCUGACUCGGGAAUGAGCACUCCUCCCAGAGCUUGGCGAACCCUAACACUCGUCCCCCCCGUGCGCUUCUGUCAGCACUUCAGAAUGGCCGCCGUUUCUGUAAAGUCAGGCUAAAGCCACCAGAACACUGUCAUAUACUAAAGUCCGCUUUAUCAAAGGUCAGCCUUUCUCUCUGCGCUGAAGACACUUCUGUCCAGCUUGAUCUCAGGGUAGGGGAGUAGAUGAUACCAAGUAUGAGAUGCAGCUCUCCGUAUCUGUCCUUUCUACUGUGAGAGCAAAGUCUUAAAUUUAAAGGCCAUCUGCGCAACAAUAUGUACGGACCUCAUGCCUCGAACUUAAUCCUAAUUGGAAGGGGAAAGGCUGGUAUUGUAUCCUUUUCUCAAAAGGUGGCCUAUCGUACUGUUUCGGGGCCCAUUAUUGCGCGUAAAAGUUGCCAACGUAAUGUGCCAAUAUAAAUUUGCUGUGUCAUACUGUAUCUUUAUAGAGAGCACUUCUGUUCCCUGUUUGGAGGAGCUUUGAUAAACUUUGCAGAGGGUGCAGUGGGGGACAGGAGGGAUCAAACAAAUGGGCGGCAGCAUCACACCCUGAAACGACUGAGAUUUUUUUUUUUUUUUUUUUUUUUUCUUUUUUUUCUAUGCUUUUGUGGGGAAUGCCCCACGCUAAGGAGAAAAUCUUUACUCAGUUGGGGGUUCCAGUUUGCUACAGUGCACAGUUGAUGAUGGGUAAUCCCGGGUACAUAUUUUUUUAAAACCAAAAAUGAAAUCGCAUUUUAACGUCAUUUUUAUGAAGUUUGACAUAAAAAUCUUAAAAAUGCUAAAAAAUCUAAGUGAAAAAAAAAAUCUAUAAUAUGUUAAAGCUCUGCACUUCUAGCUGAAACGUCUCCGGUCAUCAGCCUCUACUACCACCAUCUAAAGGAGUAGACUGGCGGCCGGGGUGCCUUUUUGUGGAUGCUGUAUUUAUCUCGUUUUUAUGUUUGUGUCCUGCUCAAAGCGGGCCCACUGAACUGUACAUUUCCACAGACCCAGAUGGCUUGGGCCCACUGUAUCAGCCUCACUCUCCUCACUCUGCAUCAGCAGGAGGGGAGGGGCACAUUUCAAGAGGUACAAAGUCUUAAAAACAUUUUAGAAAAAAGUCAAAAAAAAAAAAAAUCUAAAAAAAUUAAUAAAUAAACAAGAAAACGGGAAAAGGCUACCUUUCAGGACUUGCAGUCCUGCAGCACACAAGCAAAAAUCACUAUUGCCUGUUUCUGUAACUGCCUUGAUCCAAGCUCAGACAGACCCAAUAGCCGAGGACCUCCCAGCAUCCUGUACUAACUGGAGAACCCUGACAGUGAAGGGGGUUUCCCAUGCUGCACCAGCAUCGAGAGGUUCUCCUCUCUACAGCUCUGUUCAAGAUAACAGUAUAUAUGUAUACUACACUACAUAUAUAUAUAUAUAUAUAUAUAUAUAUAUAUAUAUAUAUAUAUAUAUAUAUAUAUAUAUAUACUGUGAGUUCGGUGUGUGGUAUCACCUCUUCAGACUUCUUGGAUCGUAACCUCUGAAACUUUUCAUUUUUUUUUGAAAGGUCUUGGUUUAAUACAACUGAAAAAUGAGCAAUAUGUAUUUUCCCCGCAAAUAAGUGAUACGAAGGAAAGAAUUCGGGUCGGGUGUAAACUGAUACUUGAUUGAUUGAAAGCUGCGUCUUUCGUAUAUAUGGAGUUGGAUAUGCACGUUUCUGGUUUAUGAUGACAUAUUACAGUACUUUGAAGUGCUUGUACUGUAUAUAUGUGUAUUUGUUUGUUAAUUAGCCUGUCUAAAAGCCCAACCCAACCAGUUGAUUAAAAAAAAAAAAAAAAAUCACAAACAUAUCAAAACAAGACAAAAUAUUGAACACAAAUACUUGAAUCAUGGAGCGCCAAUAAUGUAAUGUGAAGUCAGUAAUUUUUUUUUGUUCUCUCCAUCUGACAGGUACACUUAGGGGCUUUUAGAGAAUAUUAAAAAUGUAUUGCAUUAAGUUACAAAUACGAAAUCUUUUGAAAAAAAUGCAAAAGUCAUCUUAGAUGUGUGCUUGAACGUCAGAUGUUUGUAUGAAUGUGUGCGCAAGAAACUGUGUGUGUACCAGGCACAUGGCCUGCUGUUAUGUUCCACUCAGUAUGUUAUAUUUUGUGUCUGUUUUUUUAUCUUUUUUUUUUUUUGUUGUUGUUAUUGUUGUUGUUCUGUCAAAAACUAUUCUGAUAGACAUUGUUAUUAUCUUCUAACGUUGCACUGAGUGUCUUCUACCCCUCACUCAGCUAAUCGUAGAUAAACGAGUCUAAGUACGGAGGGGAGAUGGUGACAAUUCAUGUGUACAUGUUUACUCAAGGACUUAAUGGAUUUUUUUCAUUCUAUCUGUAAAAAGUUUAUCUACCUUAUAGUGGCUUUUAUUGUGGAAUAAUCCAAUACAAGGAUUAUCAUUGAGUAUUGCACCAUUUUGUUCCAAUUAUACAAAAAAAAAAGGAGAAAAAAAAGACAAAAAAUAUAAAAAAAAGUACAAAAAAACUACAAAACAAAAAAGGGGAAAAAAAACAAAGAAUUGUGGCCAUAGAUAGCUGUAGAAGGACUAGUAAUCCCUAUGUUAACUUCAUGGAGAAAUGGAAAGGGAUAAAGUGUGGGAGGUGAGUUUGUUACAAGACUCAUUUCAGAGGUGCCUAUCUUUUCUGUUUGUUUUUUUGCAAAAGCCACCUGUCGUUUACAAGCAUUUCAUUUGUCUGAAGUUCAAGGAAAUAGGAAUUUAUAACAGGAAUGUUGUUUAAAAAAAAAGACAAAUUUCAUCUUCCAUCAAAUAUGGACAUGAAAAUCUUGCAAAAUGAAGAUUUAUGCUACUUUAAGAACUCUGGGAUUGAUCAGUGUUGUGUCAUAUUUCAAUUUUUAAGUUCUCUUUCAGUGUCGACAGACUAUCUCUGUAUGUAUUGAGUUGUGAUUUUUAUGUUACCUGUAAGCGACGCAGUUUGCUCACUAUCUUGCACACUCAUAAAAAGAUGUGGAUUUUGUCUCAGGAAGGCCAGGGUUCCAGAUACCAACUCCAUCAUUUCUAGGUUUAAUGUUCGUGUGGAAAAACAAAAAAAGCAACUGAAAACAAUUAAACUCCGAGCAAGCACUGAAGGUCAUGAGUUUAACAGAAUAUAGAAGAGUGCCAUUGUUUCUUUAAAGCAACAACAAAAACGUUCGUAGCAAGUUAUAUAUUUACCAAAUAAGACUGAGAAUCAACUUUGAAAAAAGUGGAGUGCUUUACAUGUGAAAUCUAAGUAGAAUUGCUUUACAUUUAAACUGAUCAAUGGUUUGAUUGUCAAAAUGACAGUGACAGAAAAAUGCAUUUGUAUGUUUUGACUUUAAAGUUUCCAUCCUGUAGUCCAGGAGCGUUGUGCAAGAAGUUUUUAUGUUGUUUGUUUUUAAUCAUCUCUCCUGUCUGUUAACAUGUCUGUUCCUGUGACAGGUAUUUCAAUAGUUGAGAGAUUUCUUAACAUGUAACAGAUGGUUUUCAGAGGCAGGUUUGAAGUGGAGGAAUAAAGCUGGUUUUUAAAGGAUCAUGAUCUAUGCACAAGUGGGAGGGAAGAGUCCAAACCCAGCUGCUGUACUGCGGGCGUUUGUCGACUCAGACUCUGGGGUUCAGGGUUUGAUGUAGGGUUGUUCUUGUUUUGUCUCUUGCUCAAAUUUCCUCCACUCAACGUCCCCCUACCCUCCUCCUCCUUAUCAUCAUCAUCAUCUAAUGUUUUAGCAAAACUUUACAUUGCGUCACCAUGCUGUGUAAUCCUUAACCAAUGAGCGCUUAUCCUUCUGCUGAAGCACUGUGGGUUGUACUGAAAAAAAAAAAGCCCAUGACUUUUAAGGCUGUCAGUUUUUUAAAGGGGAGGAGGGUGGGUGGGGGAAUGAGGGUACUUUGCCUUUGCCUUUCUCUUUACUUUGAAAAAAAAAAAAAACAUUAAGGAAAAAUGUCUGUAACUGAAAUACAAAGUUGUGGCUUUUAAUGUUGUUCUUUUUAUCCUCAUAGAAUGUGAUUGUUAAGGACAUGCACCGGAAAAAAAUGUUUCCAUGGAUUAUGGAGCUUAUUUCGGACUAUAUUAAUAAAUUACAAAUUUUCUUGGCUGUUA